CUUCUUAUUUCUCUCAAAGCCUGAGCAAACAUGGUACUCUUCUUUCUCAUUUUCUUCCUCUUCCUUUCUCUACCUAAUUCAUCUCUCUCUUCUUCUUCUUUUAAUUCAUCUACGCCUCUUUGCCUUUCCGACCAAAGCUCUGCUUUGCUCCAUUUCAGAAACUCUUUUUCUAUCGGUGUUUCUCGUUGUGACGAUUAUUAUUAUCCGAAGAAGAAUUCGUGGAAAAUGGGUACAGAUUGUUGUGGGUGGGAUGGGGUCACCUGUGAUACGAUGACUGGUCAUGUUAUUGGUGUCGACCUCAGUUGUAGUCGGCUUUAUGGUCCCAUCCAUCCCAAUAGCACCCUUUUCUCUCUUCGCCAUCUCCAGAGGCUCAACCUUGCUUACAACGAUUUCCAUGGCUCCACAAUUUCAUCUAAAUUUGGUGGCUUUGCAAACAUGAUGCAUCUCAACCUCACUGGCUACUCCGUGGCGGGCUCCUCCGUUUCUAUCCCCUACAUUACUGGCUUCUCCGUUCCUGGCUCCUCCUUUGCUGGUAAUGUCCCUUCCGAAAUCUCCCACUUAUCCAAACUGGUUUCACUUGAUCUCUCUUCGAAUAUUGACAUGAGAAUAGAAACGCCUAAUUUGAAAAGUCUUAUUCAAAACCUAACCCAUCUAACUGAACUUGUUUUAUAUGGGAUUGAUAUGUCUUCUGUUUCAACUAAUUGUCUCACGAAUUUGUCGUCUUCUUUAACAUCUCUUCGUCUUAGUCAUUGCCAAUUGAAAGGGAAAUUUCCAGAAAAUAUAUUCAACCUUCCAAACCUCCAGAUACUCCGUGUAGGUUACAACUACAAUCUCAUCGGUUCCCUUCCAACAUAUAACUGGAGUACUCCUCUCAAGUCCUUGUCUCUAUCUGAAACCGAAUUCCCAAUUGACUUACCUAAUUUAAUCAGCAAUCUCAAGUCCUUAAAACAGUUGUCUGUUGGUGGAUGCAAUUUCAUAGGUUCAUCGUAUCCAACAUUUCUUUCAAAUCUCACACAGAUAACUUAUUUGGGCCUUUCAUAUAGUAACUUUGGUGGUCAGUGUCCAUGGUCCCUCCUAAACAUUACAGGACUUACUUACUUGGAUCUCUCAUACAACAAUUUCAUAGGGCAACUGCCGGACUUCUCUUCAAAUAAUUCAUCUAAUAGUCAACUAGUCAACAAGAUUCCUUCCAAUCUAGAAUCUCUUUUAUUAUCUGGUAACUUAUUGAAUGGGACAAUACCAUCUUGGGUGUAUACAAUACCAUCUUUGCUUUACUUACAUCUUGAUCAUAACCAAUUCACUGGGCAUAUUGGUGAAUUCCAGCAUAACUCAUUAGUUUCUCUAAAUGUUUCCUUCAAUAAUUUUAGUGGCAAUGUGGAGUCAAAAAUAUUCUCAAAGCUCAAAAGUCUUCAAUCUCUUGAUAUGUCAAAUAAUCCUCACCUAUCACUACACUCCUUCACAUCUGCCACCAAAAUUUUGUCCAAAAUUCACUCAUUACAAUUGUCUUCUUCCAACAUAACCAAAAUUCCACAGUUUUUACGAACUGUAGAAUAUAUAGAAUACUUAGACCUUUCCAACAACCAUAUCAAAGGCAAUAUUCCAUCCUGGGUAAUGGAGGUGGGGAAGGAUUCAUUGUUUUACUUUUCACUCUCAAGGAAUAAUUUAACUGGACACAUCCCUUCCUUGAUUUGUAAUCUCAGUUCCCUCAAAUUCCUUGAUUUCUCUUAUAAUCACUUGAAUAACAUGAUUCCUCCAUGUUUGGGAAAGUUAAGUGAUAAUCUCAAUGACUUGAAUUUACAAAGGAACAAUCUUAAUGGCAUUGUCCCAACAACAUUUGCAAAGGGAUGUCAAUUGAGAAGUCUGAAACUCAAUGGCAACCAAUUGGAAGGGGCAUUGCCACAAUCAUUGGUCCAUUGUAGAAAGUUGGAAGUUCUGGAUUUUGGUAACAACAAGAUUAAUGGAACCUUUCCUUGUUGGUUGGAAAGUCUUUCAGAGUUGUGCGUUCUUGUCUUGCGAUCAAACAACUUUCAUGGUGCCAUAGGCAAUCCCAAGACCAAAUUCCCGUUCCCUAAUUUGCGAAUCAUAGACCUCUCUCACAACAAGUUCCAUGGUCUUUUGCCAACAAAAUUUUUCAUGUAUUUAAAAGCCAUGAUGAAUGUGAGUGCAGACAAAGGUGAAUUGAAAUAUAUGGGUGAUGAUUAUUAUCAAGAUUCUGUGACAGUGGUGAUGAAAGGGUUUUUCAUUGAAUUGGUAAAAAUCCAAAGUCUAUUCACAACCAUUGAUUUUUCCAACAAUAAUUUCGAAGGAGAAAUUCCAAAGGCAAUUGUAGAGCUUCGAUCAUUGAAGGGGCUUAAUUUUUCACACAAUAAUCUUUCAGGUCAUGUGCCUCCAUCGUUGGGAAAUUUAGCCAAUCUUGAAUGGCUAGAUCUCUCCUCAAACAAGCUCACAGGUGAAAUUCCUAUACAAUUGGCAGAUCUCACAAUGCUAGCAUUUUUAAACCUAUCAGAAAAUUAUCUUUUUGGACAUAUACCCCAAGGUAAACAAUUCAAUACCUUUAUGAAUGAUUCUUACUAUGGAAACCUUGGGUUAUGUGGAUUUCCAAUGACAAAAGCUUGUGGCAAUGAUGAGGGACAACAACCAUCGCCAUCAUCAACCAUUCAAGAAGAUGAUUUCGAAUUUGAAAAUGGGUUUCAUUGGAAAGUUGUAUUGUUGGGGUAUGGUUGUGGAUUCAUGUUUGGAUUGGGUUUGGGUUAUCUUGUGUUCUCAAGUGGAAAACCGAAAUGGCUGGUGAAUAUUGUUUAUGGAGGAAGACAUAACAAGUUACAAAGAUCCUAGAAGAAUGCUCAUGGAUGAACUCAUUGAAGAAGAAUUUAGUGGAUACAAAUACUGAUUCUAGGCUGGUGGCCCUUUCUAUCUCUCUAACAGGAUGGAGGGACAGCAUUCAUUCAUAGUUUAGAUCACUAGCCGACUCCAUGACUAGCGUUGUGGUGCUUCGAUCCUUUUUGAUGACAACAAUUGUAAUAAAAACCAUUUCAGACCUUGAGGGUUUCAAUAAAAUUGAUUUCAUCAAGGAGGAGCUUGAAAAGGCUUGUCCAAGGAUAGUUUCAUACGUUGAUAUUGUUUCUAUUGCCACAAGAGAUGGCAUUAUGCUGUAAAGAACAACUCUUGGAAAGUUUGAUGAUGUGCUUGGGCCCAGAUGCCACUGUUUGCCUUGGGUUUUGGGACAGCAGUUAGUUGACCACCUCAUUGCGCGUGCAGCAGCUGGAUGUUUGAUGUGAAACAAAGACAAAAGUUAUUAGUGCAAGUGUUCCAAAGUUGGUGUUGGAUUCUGUUUUUGAACAAAAGAAUGAGAUUGUGAUAGCCGUGGAAGAGGAACUUGAAAGGCUUGUGGCCCCUUUCUAUCCAGUGUUAACAGGCCGAGCAUUCAUUCAUACCUCAACAAAGCACUGGCUGAGAUUCCAUGACCGGAUGAUUAUAUUAUACAGACACUUCACCUUUUUGGCAUUAGAGGUUUUGAUGAAAGAGAAAUAGUCUAUCUUUUAGGUGCACACAAAAUUGGGAAGAUUGGUUGUGAGUUCAUACACAAACACCUUUAUGACUGCAAGGGUACUGGGCAGCCUGACCCAACCAUAGCUUCUGAUUUCCUCACUGACAUGAGAAUGAGGUGCCAAGACAGUAAUAGGACCACCACUCAGCCUUCUUCUUAACCCGUGUAAUCAUUGGAAAUGAGUGAGUCUGCAUGAAUUCACAGCCAGUCAUUAAAAAUGGGAGAAGACCCCUUUUUGCUGAUCAGCAGUAGCUGGCUAAUGAGAAGACCACAAGACUGGUAAGGGCCUAUGCUUCAGAUGACAGAUCAACCAACCGCAAGACUGGACUUUGCAUGGGCAAUGAUGAAGAUGCCAGUGCUUAAUGUUUUGGCUGGAUCUCAAAGGUCAGGUCCGACGCAACUACUCCUUGCCUUUUGUCAAUUCCUAAGUGACAAUCUUGACCAUAAUGAACUCUUGACAUCGUUAUGUUUUCAUAUAAGCUUCUCUUUAUGUUCAAUGUUUGAUUGUAGAUGCAGUGACUAUUAAACUUCUUGCCUAUGCUAAUUUGAGUCUAUAUAUAAAGGCAAUGGCUUAGCGUAGACAUUAGACACAAUGAUGAAAUAUGUUAUGGCUGUUGAGUUCUUUAGAAAUAUAGAAUUAAAAUGUUUGGAAUGUUACCAAAAGUUAACUAAUAUUUGGGGAGAUCAUAAUCUGUGCUGCAACAUCCAAAUUAAUUUAAUUGGGUAUCAGUGUUUCUAACGAGUUUUGGCUGAUUAUUCAUCAUCUGAAGGAGAUUUUAGUUCGUUCUUUUUGAGUUUGAACUUCAGAGAUAGGAAAGUCUACAAUUCUGUGUCAUGAAACAAAGAAAUUGAUUUGUCUAUAAUUUUCUUUAUUUCUUUAAUCACGAAGUAGAAUAUAAAAGUGACUCAUAGGCAUAGCUUUCAAUCAGAUGCCAUUAUGUUUUAUUGUCAUCAGUUAGUAUUCAAUUACACUUAUCAUGCCCGCACAUCCAAAGUCAUGCUUUAGCUGGGAGCCACUCAUGGAGAAGACAACAAUGGUACAAUCCAUGUUUAAGGCAUAAAAAAAAAAAAAAAAAAAAAAAAAAAAAAAAAAAAAAAAAAAAAAAAAAAACCUUUUAUGUUUAAGGUAUAGUCAUACCAAAGAGUAUAUAGGCUACUGCUAUGUAACCACCACAUUUUAAUGCUUUAUUUAUGUCGGACUUCAUUUAAUGACCUUGCUUUAUGCUCUAGUUUGAGAAGAAAUUUCUCUACCCCAUUGCAAUUCUAAAUACAUCUUGUGGUCAGUGUAUUUUUUUUUUUUUUUUUUUUUAAAGGGGCAACUUCACAGCUUAGUUGCAGCUUCAAAUAAUCAGGUUAUAUUCUAUUACAUAUUUCAGUUAUUAUUAUUAUUAUUACAUCCUUGUAAUAUUACCUUCCUUUUAUAGAUUAAAGAUCUUGUUGGUUGGAUUGAAUGAAGAGUGGUUAUUUAUUUAUUUAUUUACUAAAGAGCGGUGUUAAUUACCCUAGUGCUACCUAGGAUGCUUGGAGGAGUAGACUAAUUUCCUCUAUAUUUUCAAUUAGAUAAGAUUCUAAAGUUACAUAUUGAUUGUUGGGUAAGCUUAGAAACUUAAUGAAUUGAAUAUAUGUUCCUAGUGAUUUUUGCUGUAUUGGUUGCCACAAAUUGUUACAUACACCUUUACUAGUUGUUUCAAGAACUUCUUUGUUAUGGUUUUUCAGGUCUAAAAUUUCAAAAAAAGAAAAAAAAAAAAAAAGAAAUACUUUUCUUAUUCCAAAUUCUGUUAAACUCUUAGUAAUUCUUUUUGUUGGAGUGCUCUUAUGUACAGGCUGGUGGCCCUUUCUAUCUCUCUAACUUGAUGGAGGGAUAGCAUUCAUUCAUAAUUUAGAUCACUGGCUGACAUUCCAUGACCAGAUGAUGAUGAAAAAUUGGCUGUGGUGCUUUGGUCCUUUUUGAUGACAACAAUUGUAAUAAAAACCAUUUCAGACCUUGAGGGUUUUCAAUAAGAUUGAUUUCAUCAAGGAGGAGCUUGAAAAGGCUUGUCCAGGGGUAGUUUCAUGUGCUAAUAUUGUUUCUAUUGCCACAAGAGAUGGCAUUAUGCUGGCUAGACAACAUUCUUUCAUAUUUCAACAGGCAUCGAAUCUUAGGUGUCUUGGCCUCUUUGAUCAUCUGAGGGUGUACAAAAAAUUGGGAAGAUUGGCUAUGAAUUCAUACAGAAACACCUCUUUGACUUCAAGGGGACAGGGCAGCCAAACCCAACUAUAACUCUUGAUUUCCUCAAUGAGAAGAGAAUGAGGUGCCAAGACAGUAAUAGGACCACCACUCAGCCUUCUUUUUCAUCCAUGGCUUCAUUGGAAAUUAGUGAAUCUGCAGUGGAGGAUGUCAUAUUUGCAGGCUUUGUCAUCUUCAAUAUCAUCUGGGGUGAUGUUGAAGAUGUUAGGUCUUAAUGUUCUGACUAGAUCUCAAGGUCUAGUCCAACGAAACUGCUCCUUGGCCUUGGUUUGACUUACCUGCACAAACCAUCACCCCAAAGAUUCAGAAAGAUCUGCGUUUACUGAAGUUGAGAAGUGCCAUUGAUCUGAAGAGGCACUACAAGAAGGGUGAUUCAAAAUCCAAAACAUUGCCAAGUAUUUCCUGAUCGGGACGGUGAUAGAGUCAGCGUCAGACUUCUUCAUAGGUAGACUAACAAGGAAGGAGAGAAAAAGAACAAUUGCAACUGAGUUGUUAUCUGAUUGUAUCCUUGCUGAUUACAGGAAGCGCAAGGUUCAAGAGAUAGAAGAAAAGAAUCAACCAGGGGGGAAUGAGAAAUGGAAGAUAAAAGGUCAGUAGUCGCAGAAGCGUGCAAAGCAAAGAAGGCACUGAAAUAUCUUCACCAUUUUUUAUCAGAUAUUUCGACAUUUAUAGAGCACAUUGGAAAGAGUAUAGUAUCAAGAUCAACCCAGAGAAAUAUUUGAUAGACUAAGAUAAUUUUACCUAGUGACAUGAGAAACAGAAUCCACUGAACUGAUUUAUAAUUCAUAGUUAUAUUCACACGUGCUGUUUCUCUUUGAUGUUGGCUCCUUCCCAUAGUUUUCAUUAUAGAGUUGAUCAUUUUUGUUGUAACGUAUAAACGCAUGCUCCAGGAAAUAUUAUUUAUUGAUGGGAAUUUUGGUUAUUUA
Molecule: messenger RNA, 6700 nt
Organism: Quercus robur (English oak)
Lineage: Eukaryota; Viridiplantae; Streptophyta; Magnoliopsida; Fagales; Fagaceae
Product: receptor-like protein 9DC3
Exons: 14
Coding region: 31-2835 (934 amino acids)
Molecular function (GO): protein binding
Source: RefSeq, a predicted model, not a curated record